AUGGGGGUCGUUGCUAUCGGACAAGAUGUGACGGAGAGGAAUACUAAGGAGUUGGAGUACAAGAAGCUCAUCGAGACGGCCAACGCACCGAUCUUUGGCGUGGAUACGGAAGGCCGCGUGGUGAUUUUCAACGCUAAGGCAGCACAGAUCAGUGAAUACGCGCCCGACGAGGUUAUGGGCGUGGAUCUGGUCGAUACGCUCAUCUCGGAAGAUUUCCGGUCAGAAGUGGCUGCUGUAUUCCAGAGAGCAUUUCAGGGAAUUGAGACCGCAAACUUUGAGUUCCCGUUGGUCACGAAGACUGGUCGAAAAGUGGAGCUUCUGCUGAACGCCACUCCGCGCUACGACCACACUGGCAAGUUAGUAGGUGUGGUCGGAAUAGGACAGGACAUCACGGAUCGUAUUAUCCAGGAGAAGGAGUACAGCCGGCUGAUUGAUACUGCCAAUGCCCCGAUCUUUGGUGUCGAUUGCAACUACGAGGUGAUUAUAUGGAACAAGAAGGCAGCUGCUAUCACCGAGUACACGAACGAAGACACAAUUGGCCAGGAACUGUUCAAGUUCAUUUCGGAAGACUACCGAGAUGCUGUUGCUAAGGUUUUCUCGAAAGCUCUGGAAGGAAAAGGCACGGCAAACUUCGAUUUCCCGCUGAUCACGAAAAGCGGACGGCGACUGGAUAUUCUGUUGAAUGCGACUCCGAAGUAUGAUCACUUUGGUAAUAUUUGUGGGGCAGUGGGAAUCGGCCAGGAUAUCACUGAUAGACGUGCUCAAGAGCAUGAGUAUACGCGUCUCAUUGACACGGCCAAUGCUCCAAUUUUCGGAGUAGAUGCGAACGGUUGUGUGAACAUCUGGAACAAGAAAGCUGCCGACACGACCCAGUAUCCGAAUGAAGAAGUACUCGGGGCGAACUUAGUCGAGAAUUUUAUUCCAGAAGACUUCAAAGACGCAGUGUGGGCCGACGGUCGUCGUGUGGAGAUUUUGCUGAACGCCACUCCACGGUAUAACGAGAAGGGCGUGGUGAUUGGCGUUGUUGGUAUCGGUCAGGAUAUUACGAUUCGCAUGGCCCAGGAGAAGGAGACUAACCGACUUAUACACUCGGCAAAUGCUCCGAUCUUCGGUGUUGACCGGGACGGCCUCGUAAAUAUCUGGAAUCUCAAAGCCGCAGAAAUCACGCAAUACUCCGCCGAAGAGGUCAUGGGCAAGGAUCUUAUCAACCGCUUUGUCGCAGAAGAACACCGAGCAACAGUUAAAUUGGAGCUCCAACGAGCGUUUGAAGGUGAACAGACAAACAACUUUGACUUUCCGCUUAUCACGAAGACUGGGCGUCGAGUCGAGAUCUUGCUGAAUGCGACUCCCAGAUCCGAUGAGCUUGGACAGAUUUUUGGUGUUGUGGGCAUUGGACAGGAUAUUACUGAACGGAUUGCGCAGGAGCAGGAGCUCAUCCGUUUGAUUGAUACUGCUAACGCCCCGAUUUUUGGAGUCGACUCCGAAGGGCGUGUAAACAUCUGGAACAAAAAGGCUGCGGAGAUUAUGCAGUAUCCUGCUGAUGCGGUCAUGGGCGAGCAUCUCGUCGAAAAGUUUAUUACGUAUGACUAUCAGGAGGCUGUGAGUUACGUGCUAUCCGAAGCGCUGAAUGGCGUCGAAACUGCGAAUUUUGAGUUCCCGUUGAUCACGAAGACAGGCCGUCGUAUUGAGAUCUUGCUGAAUGCAACGCCACGGUACAAUGAACACGGAGCUGUGAUUGGUAUGGUUGGCAUUGGCCAAGAUAUCACGGAUCGUAUUGCACAAGAGCAAGAGUACAUGAGGCUGAUCGAUACGGCCAACGCCCCGAUAUUUGGAGUGGAUUCUGAUGGCCGAGUCAAUAUUUGGAACCGGAAAGCAGCAAAUAUCACGCAGUAUACGGACGUGGAUGUGCUAGGCAAGGAUCUUGUUGCGGAGUUCAUUUCGGAAGAGUACAAGGUUCCUGUUCGCAGCGUGUUAGAGAAGGCUUUUGAAGGCGUGGAGACUGCGAACUUCGAGUUUCCGUUGAUUACGAAGUCGGGCCGGCGAGUGGAGAUCCUGUUGAACGCUACCCCGCGCUACAAUGAGCAUGGCGAAGUGAUGGGUAUGGUUGGGAUUGGCCAGGAUAUCACGGAUCGUAUUGCGCAAGAGAAAGAGUACAUGCGACUCAUCGACACAGCGAAUGCUCCAAUCUUCGGCGUGGACUCGAACGGACUAGUGAACAUCUGGAAUCGGAAGGCUGCAGACAUCAUGCAGUACACUACGGAAGAUGUGCUUGGUAAGGACCUAGUUGCCGAGUUCAUUUCGAAUGAGUACAAGGUACCUGUCCGCAGUGUACUGGAGAAGGCAUUUGAAGGUGUGGAGACUGCCAACUUCGAGUUUCCGUUGAUUACCAAGGCAGGACGACGCGUUGAGAUCCUGCUGAACGCCACUCCACGCUACAAUGAGCAAGGCAAAGUGAUGGGCAUGGUGGGCAUUGGUCAGGAUAUCACCGAUCGUAUUGCGCAGGAGCAAGAGUACAGCCGCUUGAUCGAUACAGCAAAUGCCCCGAUCUUCGGCAUCGACGCGAAUAUGUGCGUGAAUAUUCUGAACAAGAAAGCUGCUCAAAUCACGAAUUAUGCCGUCGAAGAAGUGCGGGGAGAAAAGUACGUGGAAACGUUCAUCGCUCCUGAGUAUCAAGCUAUCGUUUAUGACAUCAUGUCGAAAGCGUUGCAUGGAGAUGAGACGGCAAGUUUCGAGGUGCCAGUGAUAACGAAAACCGGGCGAAAACUGAAUAUUCUGCUGAACGCUACAGCUCGUUUCGACCAGCAUGGGCAUAUCGUCGGCGUCGUGGGUAUCGGCCAAGACAUUACUGAUCGCAUCGCGCAAGAAGAGGAAUAUGCGCGACUGAUUGACUCUGCAAAUGCGCCAAUCUUUGGUGUCGAUGCGAACGGGCUUGUGAAUAUCUGGAACAAGAAAGCAGCGGAGAUCACACAGUACACGCCGACGGACGUGAUGGGUGAGAAUCUGGUGGAGAAGUUUAUCACGGAGGAUUACCGCGAAGCAGUAGGACUCGUGCUGUCGAAGGCACUGGAAGGCGUCGAGACGGCGAAUUUCGAAUUCCCUCUGGUCACCAAGUCUGGCCGGCGAGUGGAAAUCUUGUUGAACGCUACACCAAGGAACAACGAUCACGGAGAAGUGAUCGGAAUGGUUGGUAUUGGUCAGGAUAUUACAGAUCGGAUUGCACAGGAGAAGGAGUACAUGCGUCUCAUUGAUACAGCGAACGCUCCCAUUUUCGGCGUUGAUUCGAACGGUCUGGUGAACAUCUGGAAUAGAAGGGCUGCUGAUAUUAUGCAAUACACGACUGAAGACGUGCUCGGAGAAGAUCUUGUGGCCAAGUUUAUCUCAAAGGAGUACCGCGUGGCUGUUCGAUGUGUUCUGGAGAAGGCGUUUGAAGGCGUGGAGACCGCGAACUUCGAGUUCCCGCUCAUUACGAAGGCUGGUCGACGUGUGGAAAUCCUGUUGAAUGCUACGCCUCGGUACAACGAGCAAGGCCAAGUGAUGGGAAUGGUCGGAAUUGGCCAGGAUAUUACGGAUCGUAUUGCGCAGGAGCAAGAGUACAGCCGUUUGAUCGAUACGGCGAAUGCCCCGAUUUUCGGCAUCGACGCAAAUAUGUGCGUGAAUAUUCUGAACAACAAGGCAGCGCAGAUCACGAAUUAUGCCGUCGAAGAAGUGCUGGGAGAGAAGUACGUGGAAACGUUUAUCGCUCCCAAGUAUCAGGCAAUUGUGUACGAGAUCAUGUCGAAUGCUUUGCAAGGAAACGAAACUGCGAGCUUUGAAGUGCCAGUGAUCACUAAGACCGGGCGAAAGCUGAACAUUUUACUGAAUGCAACUGCUCGCUUCGAUCAUCACGGACGCAUUGUUGGUGUCGUGGGUAUCGGCCAGGACAUUACCGACCGUAUCGCUCAAGAACAAGAGUAUGCGAGGCUGAUUGACUCAGCAAAUGCUCCGAUUUUCGGUGUCGAUGGCGAUGGCCGAGUAAAUAUUUGGAACGAGAAGGCGGCUGAAAUUACGCAGCACUCGCCAACUGAUGUGAUGGGCGAGAAUUUGGUGGAGAAGUUCAUCACGGAAGAUUACCGUGAGGCUGUUGGUCUCGUUCUAACGAAGGCGCUGGAAGGGGUUGAAACAGCUAACUUUGAGUUCCCAUUGAUGACAAAGGCAGGACGACGAGUAGAGAUUUUGCUGAAUGCUACCUCGAGGUUUAAUGAGCAUGGAGAAGUGAUUGGUAUGGUUGGAAUCGGCCAGGACAUUACUGACCGCAUCGCUCAGGAACAGGAGUACAGCCGGCUUAUCGAUACUGCAAAUGCCCCGAUCUUUGGUGUAGACUCCAGUGGCCGUGUGAAUAUCUGGAACCGGAAGGCAGCCGACAUUAUGCAGUACACGAAUGAGGAUGUGCUGGGCAAGGACUUAGUUGCGGAGUUUAUCUCGGAGGAGUACAAGGUGCCUGUGCGCAGUGUCCUUGAGAAGGCGUUCGAAGGGUUUGAGACUGCAAAUUUUGAGUUCCCGUUGAUUACGAAGGCUGGUCGGCGUGUGGAGAUUUUGCUGAACGCGACACCGCGUUAUAACGAGCACGGUGAAGUGAAGGGUAUGGUUGGUAUCGGCCAGGACAUUACAGAGCGUAUUGCGCAGGAACAGGAGUACAGCCGUUUGAUCGAUACGGCUAACGCUCCCAUCUUUGGUGUGGAUGCCAACAUGUGCGUCAAUAUCUGGAACAGGAAGGCCGCUCACAUUACGAAUUAUGCCAUCGAUGAAGUCAUGGGCGAGAACCUUGUGGAGACGUUUAUUUCGCCCGAGUUUCGACCGAUUGUGGCUGAAGUUCUCUCACAAGCGCUGAGAGGUGUUGAGACCGCGAACUUUGAGUUCCCAUUGAUUACUCGUCCAGGCACAAGAAUCGAGAUCUUGCUGAAUGCAACACCACGGUACGACUCAAACGGCAGUAUCGUCGGCGUUGUCGGUAUCGGCCAAGAUAUCACGGAUCGUAUCGCCCAAGAGCACGAGUACUUCCGACUUAUUGAUACGGCUAAUGCGCCUAUCUUUGGUAUCGAUACAAAUGGCUGCAUCAACGAAUGGAACCAGAAGAUUGAGGAGAUCACAGGCUAUCACAAGUCGAGUGUACUGGGUUUGUCGUUAGUGCACACGUUUAUCAUCCCGGAAAGCAGACAGCAGGUUCGGCAAUUGUUGAACCAAGCACUGAUUGGCAUUGAUGUUGGUGAGAUGGAGCUUCCGAUGACAACAAAGCGCGGUGUGUUCUUACUGCUCCUUGUGAAUGCCUCGAGUAAGAAAGAUAUGCAUGGGAACAUCCGAGGCGUGAUCGGUGUUGGACAAGACUACACUGCGAGGAAGCACAUGGAAGCUGCCAAGGUGAAUUUCCUGGCUUCAUUCAGUCACGAGUUGCGGACACCGUUGAAUGGUGUGCUGGGUAUGUUGGAACUUCUGAAGGAGCAGCCUUUGGACAAGGCACCGGAGAGAUAUGUGCACAUGGCGUACGUGUCAGGAUCGCUUCUUCUGAAUUUGAUUAACGAUAUUUUGGACUUGUCGAAGAUUGAGGCAGGACACCUUGAGAUAUCAGCUGCACCGUUCCAGAUGCACGAACUACUGGAUUAUUCGAUUGAGAUCUUCAAGUUUAAGGCCCGAGAACGUGGACUGAAACUCGAGCUUAAGUGUGACGAAAACGUACCGAAGGUUGCCAUCGGUGAUGUGGUGCGUCUACGUCAAGUACUCUUGAAUUUGUUGUCUAACGCGAUCAAGUUCACGAAUGAAGGCUCCAUCACAGUCACCUGUAGUGUUGUAUACACGCCGGAACUCCCGAAAGCAUUCAAGAAACUCUUGUUCCAAGUCAUUGAUACAGGAAUCGGUAUGGAUGCAGAGGAGAAAAUGCGUCUCUUUUCUCUGUUUACGAAGCUGGAACGGACUCGUCAGAAUAAUCCAACGGGUUCUGGACUGGGU
Messenger RNA from Phytophthora infestans T30-4, 5979 nucleotides. Its product is annotated as histidine kinase. The record is from RefSeq and is a predicted model, not a curated record. NCBI's taxonomy places the organism in Eukaryota, Oomycota, Peronosporomycetes, Peronosporales, Peronosporaceae. The transcript has 2 exons. The coding region runs from base 4940 to 5164 and encodes 74 amino acids.